Messenger RNA from Racocetra persica, 414 nucleotides. The record is from the annotation of a GenBank genome assembly. NCBI's taxonomy places the organism in Eukaryota, Fungi, Glomeromycota, Glomeromycetes, Diversisporales, Gigasporaceae.
AUGGUUCUUCUUUCUCCAUAUACAUUUGGUUUGUCAUUGGCAUUUACUCCGGCGGCUGCCACGGUAGGAGCCAUAGCAGGAGGUAUAGGUGGAGGUGCAACAGGUCUUACGGCCGGAAUUAUAGCCGAUAAUAUUUCAAAUGCCGAAAUAACCAAAAUGAAAGGGGAAAUAAGCGUCUUUUUGGAGGACUACAAGAAAAUGAUGGAGCAGAUUUCUCGUGAUUGCCAAAACGAGACUCAAAAAGAACAUUACGACAAUGAAACUAAAGAUCGAAAAAGUGAGCGGGAACAGUUGUCUGGUCUGUCGAUACCAGAUGCCACGCCGCCGAGGCAAGAGGCGGCAAUAAUGACUUAUUCUGAAAUCUUCUUUAAGCCGCAAAAAUCCUCAUUUGCGGCUGGUGAGUCUAAUAAUUGA